Messenger RNA from Racocetra persica, 1685 nucleotides. The record is from the annotation of a GenBank genome assembly. NCBI's taxonomy places the organism in Eukaryota, Fungi, Glomeromycota, Glomeromycetes, Diversisporales, Gigasporaceae.
UCAUUCUUCAUCUUAUCAUACUUCUCAUGUGAGAAGUGUAUCGACAUUUGGUCCUGUUAUUGCUAAACCAUUCCCGGAAAUAUACCCGCGUUUGGAUAUUUGGGAUUUCUAUGGCAAUGAAAAAUACGGUCCACAACUUGAUUUGUUAGUUCAAAGUUAUCAGGCGAUUUAUGAUCGCCCCUACUAUGAUAUGCGAUCAUUUUAUCAAGUUGCUGGCAUUCAUGGUCUACCUUUUGAACCCUAUGAUGGUGCUACUGGUGGUGCUCAUGAAUACAAAAAUGAGACGGAUUGGGCAACAGGUCGUUUUGGUGGUUAUUGUCAUCAUGGAACUGUUUUAUUUCCAACGUGGCAUAGGCCAUAUAUGCUUUUGAUUGAAUAUUUGUUAGCUAAUGAAGCUAAACAAAUUGCUUUACAAUACCCUGAUGACGAAAAAGAAAAAUAUAUUGAAGCGUCAAAACAACUUCGCCAUCCCUAUUGGGAUUGGGCUGAUGAUAAAACGCUAAAAAAAGGUGUUCCGGAAGUAUUCCUAACACCUGAAAUAGAAAUAAAUACUCCAAAAGGCAAAAAAAAGGUCAAAAAUCCGUUUAAAAGUUUUACAUUACCUGUCGAUCUUGCAUCUCCCCUUGAAAAAGGUAAAAACCCAUAUGAUAAACCAAAUUAUACACCUCCAACCCUAGCAAGGAAUCCGUUUACUCCUGCCUAUUAUCCUACAGCCAGACAUCCUAAUGCUAAUUAUGAAGAUCAAAAUAAUUUAUUAAUCGGUAAUAUGACCACAUAUGUUUCUACGGUAUUUAAACCUGGAUUGUAUCAAAUGUUUCAUUUUGGCAACUUCCUACGUUUUAGCAGCCAUGGUGUAAGAUCAGAUGAUUCACUAAUGCCAAAUGUUUUCGGAAGUCAUCCUUAUCCUACAAUUGUUGAUGGAUUUGGACAUUUUGCUUCUCUUGAGACAACUCAUGACGCUUUUCAUUUAAUAUUCGGUGGUUUUGGAGGUCAUAUGGCUUAUGUAGAUAUAGCUUCAUUUGACCCAGUGUUCUAUUUCCAUCACUCUAACAUCGAUCGUAUUUUUGCACUUUGGCAGGGAGUAUUUCCUGAUAGUUGGAUUCCACAAAGUAAAAAUAUCAAUGGAUCUUUUACAGAAUUAUUGGACGAAGUAAUAGAUGAUUAUACUGAUCUAACACCAUUCCGAAAGACAAAAACAGAAUUCUGGAAAUCUUCAGAGGUUCGAGAUGUAGAGAAACUUGGAUAUACUUAUCUAGAAUUGGAGAGGUUUAAAGGUCAAAAUCCUAAAAAAUUACAAGCUUAUCUUCUUGAACUAUAUAAACCUGAUCCUCAUUAUGGAAGAAGAUUUUUCGUAAAGGUGACUAUAGAAUCGAAUGAAUUAAUUGGACCAUACUUUGUUAGAGUAUUUGUUGAUUGUGCCACUGCGGAUGCCCAAACGCCAUUAACUUCACCUCAUUUUGCUGGUCUGUUUGCCAAGUGGAGUGGUAAUAAAGCACAUAAUAAUUCUUUUGUCGUGGGAACUGUCGAUAUUACGGCAGCUAUGGAACGAUUGGGAAUACGAAUGCAAACACACGAUAUUCUUAAUGACGUUAACGCUACGACUGGUCUUUUAAGUCCAACUGCGAUUUUUGAUGUUAAAAAGGAUAUCCACAUAGUUACUGUUACGUUAAAUGGAGAGGAUAUUA